GCAGAUGGGUUUGAGCUUGUUGCAUCGGUAUGUUUGCUUGUUUUAUCUGUAGGUCCAAGAUGGGCGUCGUGGAACCUUGGUAUCUUCAUCUGCAUUCGCUGUGCUGGGAUCCAUCGGAACCUGGGAGUCCACAUCUCCAGGGUCAAGUCUGUCAAUCUGGACCAAUGGACGCAGGAACAGAUACAGUGCAUCCAGGAAAUGGGCAACGCCAAAGCGAAGCGGCUUUACGAGGGUUACAUCCCAGAGAACUUCCGACGGCCGCAGACAGACCACUCUGUGGAGGGUUUCAUACGGGACAAAUACGAAAAAAAGAAAUACAUGGAUAAGAGUAUCGACAUCGCUGCCUUCAGGAGAGAAAAGGACGAGGCUUGGAAGAAAGACAGCGAGCCUGUCAAAGAGAAAAAGAUGGAGCCAAUUAUUUUCGAGAAAGUGAAACUGAAGAGGGACGAAUCCCAGCAGUUUAAGACCAGCCCCACCAAAGCAGCAGAACCCGUCAUUGAUCUCUUGGGCCUGGAUGCCCCAGCUGCUGGCAGUCGCAUUCCUAAGGGAAAGUCAAGCUCUGAACUGAGCAGUAACUUGGAUUUCUUUGGAUCCAUGGCAGCUCCCUGCCUGGACAGCAGCAGGCCGUCGCCCGCAAGUUCCGUGCCCACCAGGAGCAACGCCAGCUCUGUGGCUGAAAACCUCAACCUGUUCUCUGAGCAGGGGGCUAAACCAGAGGAUUCUGGGAAGAAACAGCUUUCCAAGGACUCCAUCCUGUCACUGUACGGCUCCCAGACUGCACAGAUGCAGCAGAUACAACAGAUCCCAGCUCAAGGUGGCAUGUACAUGGCCCCGGCUCCGUUGGGCUACCAUGCGGGAUACGCUCAGUACCCAUCCCUGCCCGCGGCGGCCAACUUGAUUGGGGGGAUGAUGGCACCGCCGGUGGGCAUGAUGGGGCAGCCGGCCGCUCCGGGCAUGGUGGCACAGAUGGGGAUGCCAGGAGGCGGGUUCAUGGGCGGCGUGCAGACCGCCGUCAUGGGCGUCCCCAGCGGCAUGAUGGGACAGCAGCAAGCCCUGGUGGGAGGACUGUCGGCCGUUCCACAGCCUGUCUACGGGGUACAGCAGGCUCAGCAGCUCCAGUGGAACAUCACGCAGAUGACACAGCAAAUGGCGGGAAUUAACUUUUACGGCACCAACGGGAUGAUGGGAUACGGGCAGCCCAUGGGUGGAGGGACAGCGCAGGGGAGCAGCCAGCCUCUCGGCACGCACGUGUGGAAAUGAUGAACAAGCAAGACCCCGCUCGCAACAGAAGAGAGAGGGGCAGGGGUGCAAAUCUUUCUUACUUACGCUUCAUCAGAUAAUCCAGGGAGGGGAGGGGAAAGGGAGGGGGGUGGCAGGUGGAGCUCAGCCACUUUUUCAUACAACAGAAUCCAUUCUUGCCUUUCGAGAUCGUGCCGACCCACAGUGAGAACCUCUUUAAGAAGAACCUCUUUAAGAGGAACUGCUGCCUGCCAAGCCCACACACCACAAUCUGCUGGAAAUAUGAUGCUUUUUGUAGUGGAAGUAUCACAAGCUCAGUCUGAGACCACUAAUUCAAACGGACAUUAGUGUGGAGUCGUUAUGGUUUAUUUUAUUUUGAAUAGUUGAAAUACACUUUGCUUUCAGUUACAAUUCAAGGGCAGGGCAUAGCUAAUACAGCACUUAUUAAUUGCGUUUGCUCAAAAGUGCAGAUUGUUCUAAUUGUAUUUUAUUUUUAUUGCUUUUAAAUGUUUCAUUUACUUUUUUUUCAUCUGCCAGUAGAUCAGCUGUGUUGCUAUUGCUCAUUGUUUGAUUGCUAUUUAACCCCAUAUCCCAGAUUAAAAGUAAAACUGUAUGUUAAAUAUAGGGUUACAGUAUGGUUUUGGGAGACAGAUAAAUACGGGGUUGCUAAUGUAGGAAAUGUAAUUAUCAGCAGUAGCUAUAACAUAAUGUUUGAUAUUGUUAACUUCUAUAAAAAACAACGUCUCGCUUUAGGAUUAGGUCUAGUUAGUGUUCUCUGGCAUGCACUGCAGUGGGAUUCAGACGCAUUUGCAUGGCUGUCUCAGUCUUCACUGCGAGUUUAGACGCACGUGAACUUCAUCAUUCAGUACUUUAGAAGUCACAAUAUCUCAUAUGUCAAAUUAAAAAAAAUAUAAUAAUAAUAAUAAUAAUAGGAAACCAAAGACUUUCAGCAGCCUUAAAAAUACAACAAAUGUGUGGGGCUCCUUUGAUGAAAAGGCACUGCUACGAAGAUCACUGUGUUUGAAUUUCUCGUGAAUCGCUUCGCUCUGAUAAUCUUUGAGUUGAUCUGGGGGUAAAGUUAUGUAACUCCGCUCCUGCAGGUUUAAUUGGUUCGAUUAGAAAAGAACAUGUUCUGGAAUAAAGACCUGGACUGGAAGGCUGCCUGUCCUUGCCCUCGAGUUUUAGGCAGUUAUCAACACGAAUCCAUAUUUUGCACAUUGCGCUGUCUAAUCUAAAACAUAAUAUGAAGGAGCCAUAAGUCACAAUAGAUGUCAUAUUUGUAGUAUUAGCAAAUAAUACCAUAGACUUGCUCAGCCAUGUAGGCAUCUCUGGUCUGAUUGUACACAAAAAAAAAAAAAAGGUUCUUCUUAAUGAGGUCUUUUAUCAUCUCAACCAAAGUCAUUCUCAGACCCAUCGUUUCAAGAAAGAAAUUCCGGGUCACAAAAAAAAGUGUUUGACUAUAACAUUUUUGCACUUCAGUGUGUGAUUUUAUUAUUUGGUUGAUUUUAGUUCAUAUGUAUAUAUUCACUAUUAUCUGCUGCUGGUCUCUAAAACAAGGGCUGAAUUCAGGAGCCGGCUCUCACUAGCUUGACUGUCUACCAUGAUGACGAAUGUAAAGGCAACUGGUAAAUAACAUUUCUGGGUAUUGAUAUAACUGUGCUGUGCAAACCAUAAAAUAACAGAACCAAAUGGAUUCUCAAAUGGGAUAUGGAUUCUUUCUUCUCUAGUUCUACUAGUUUCAUGCCUGUCAGGUUUAAGUCUGUGAGAUCUCAGCACUGUUUAUGGUGAAUAAACCCCAGGGUUGUAUCUUCUUCAAAUCUAGAGGUCAUUUGUGCAAUAUUCAUAAAGAAGUACUGUGAUGCUAAGUGAAUCGCAUGCCUCUGCGCACACCAGCAAGCUAAGGGUUUAGUGCAUCCUGCUCAUUGAUCCAGGAGUUCUUCACCCUGUUUAAUGAUCUGUUUUCUGAUCCUGACGGAUGUGGUGGAACUCUGUUUCUAGGGCAGGCUUCGGUCUAGAGAAGCCAGGGACCCCUGUUCUGUGGGAUCACUUCUGAAUGUUCACGAGAGUUCUUUCAUAUUGUGCUUAAUGUUUAAGCCCGCCCCUGAACAGAUCUGUGUGUAGAACACAGCCGUUCUGUUAGGACUACAGCCCCAGUAGAGAUGCUGCUAUGAGGCUGUUUAAAAAGUGUAGGGACAGGAACAGGAAUCCUUGACGAUUUAGUUAGAUUGAUGCAGAAUAUAACAUUCUAAAUGUGUUUUCAUAGCAUGUGCUUCACAUUUAAUUAUACUCUUACAUUAUGUCUUGGUACUGUGUCUGGGUAGCUAACUAACUGCUUGAUCUAGCUGUUGAUAAAUGUGUAUAGAAGCCGAGGUUGCAGAAAUGUGUUUUUUUUUUUUUUUUUUAAAAAAGCUUUUUCACAGGAGAAGAUCUGUGGAGAAGCUCUGUCCAGGCAGUUGAGGAGGGAAUAAGAAAGAAAACUGAGUGGAAGGACCUAGAUACCAAAAAUAUACCACUCAUUGACACACUCGCACACACACGCACUCACUCACACACUCUCACACACGCACGCACUCACUCACUCACACACACACACACACACACACACACACACACACCAUUUCCUGUGAUACUGAGCCCGAGGGACACCCAGUGACCACUUUUCUACUUCUCCUUGAUGGAGCGUUAUUUAGGUGGGAUCACAUUUAACCCUCAGACGAAGGCGUUCCAGUUAUGUGUGACAGCUGGUGGUGUUCCAGUCUGUAUACUUAACCAUUGGGGAAGGGUUUUAACUUUGCAGGUUCAGUGUCAUGCUGUUGCUAUGAAUGUAUAUGUGUACAAUAUAACUUUUUUUUUUUUCUAAAGCUUAAAGCUAAGCUUAGAUGUGAGUUCAUUCUUGCUCAUUUUAAUAACAUGCUGUGACUCCACCUGCUGGAUAGGUGCAGGUACUGCGGAUUGUUGGGACCUAAAGAAUACAGGAUUGUUUGUAUAAAGCUUGUUUUUUUUUUUUUUUACAGUAUACAUUUUGCUCUGAUUUUACUAUUGGGAAAACACAAACUGUUAACAAAAAAAAAAAUAGUAAGAAAGAACUUAAGUGCACUUAAGAUCCCUUAAAUUACCCUGUAGAGUUCGUUUCUAUCUUUAUAACAUUAAUUGGAAACGGAGCAAUUAUGCUUUACAAAUCUGACCCAUUAUAGGAGUGUUGAAACAAGGGGAACGAAACAAGAAUGUUUCCCAAAUCACCGUUUCCAAAUCCAGCCGGCACAUUUUUAUUAGCUGUGGAAGUGCAGUUUAAAAUGCUGUGUUUUUUUUUUUAUUUUUCAGACUUUGCAUAGUGCUUGUGAAUUUCUCGCAGAAUGUACCACAGUAAACCUCCUGUAUAUAAACAAUGCAAAGAGCAGUCAGCGCUGCACCCAGGGUCAGCGUCAGCGGCUUUUAAAGCCAAUGUCUGACAGAGUAAAAUGGGAAAUUGAAAAUUGUAUCAAGCAUUGCAUGUUGGGAAAUGUGUAAAUAUUAUUAUUUUGAAAAAAAAAAACCUCACAGCUUUGAAAGUGCACUUUGUUGUCACAAAAUAGCCUGAAACAGUGUUUGACUUGGAAUUGGUUUUCCUACAGUACAGUAAAAAAAAGUUCCAACAUCAGUACAAAGGCAAAUAUAAUUGAAGAGCAAGAGGCAAUAGACACACUUAAUAUAGACCACAUUCAACCAAUGUUAUAGCGCUGUGAAUGUGAGUGGAUCAGUGAUAUCAGUCUGACUGCAAGCACCAAUAUGUCUUCAAAUUUAAUUACAAUAGAUUCAACUUGCCAGACCCGCAUCACCAGAAAAUAAUAUUGGGUUUGUUUUAAAUCAUUAAUUUGGGUCUGCCCUUGGCAUUAGGUAGUGUGCUAAGUUAUUGGAACACCUCAAGAGUUGUCAUUUCUAUCCUUUAUAUACCUGCCUGCAUGAAAACCUCAGGAGGUGAGAAUUUCAAUUUUCGGUCUGUAAUCGGUGAUAUAGAAACUAUAGGCACUAGUGUGAAAAUGUUAGACCACUUUCCUUUAAUUAGGCAUCUUAAACAACUUAUAAAAAAUCUUGUGCAUUUUACCAUGUGUGGCUAAGUGUGCCUUUUCUCUUACUGUUUUUUUUUAUUAUUAAUUGCAUGUUUGGCCUAAUAAAGUGAUCAGUUAAAUUAGACAAUCGCUAAUUUGCCCAUUUUGAAAAUGUUCCAAGAUUUCCAGUUGCAGCGGUUUGAUCUCAUAUGCACAACACAGACCUUUGCACACUGCUGUGUAUUCCUAUAAAGAGACUCGAGUGGAUCGAGGGAUGCUAGUUUUCAUCACCACGGAAACCUGGUUUACUGUAAACAGCAGUUCAUGUUGAUUUUCUCUCUUAAGCUGUAACCAAGCGCUAGAAUUGAUUGAAUGAGAUCAGCAUUUUAAAUGUAACUAGUUCUGUUUACUAAAAUCUGUAUAUUUUUAACUGUCUUCUAAAUUGUUACUGUACAUUGCUGUAUAAUUUAUUUGUGGAUAAGUUUCAGUGUGUACCUGUUUGUUGCUUUCGAUCUCAUUUUCUUUUAAUGUGCAAUAUAAUGUAUGACGAGAUGUUAUUUAAAAGGCUUACAGAUGUGGUAAAUCUGCAAAUAAAAGAUUGUUUUAUGGAA
This is a messenger RNA of Polyodon spathula (Mississippi paddlefish), 5875 nucleotides long. It is a transcript of the gene smap2, whose product is annotated as small ArfGAP2. The record is from RefSeq and is a predicted model, not a curated record. Gene Ontology annotation, molecular function: GTPase activator activity. The transcript is spliced from 10 exons. NCBI's taxonomy places the organism in Eukaryota, Metazoa, Chordata, Actinopteri, Acipenseriformes, Polyodontidae. The annotation marks the transcript as partial.